Molecule: messenger RNA, 616 nt
Organism: Psylliodes chrysocephalus
Lineage: Eukaryota; Metazoa; Arthropoda; Insecta; Coleoptera; Chrysomelidae
Source: the annotation of a GenBank genome assembly
UGACUUUUUCGCUAUCUGCUGUCAAUAAUUUUGAUGUUUUUUAAUUUUUAAUUGUACAAAGUCGAUGGAAAUUAUAUAAUUUAAAUACCACUGUCAAAAUUAUUUUGUGUUCUAGGGCUUAAUGAAACAGGUUAUUCUUUUGGGGCAUGUCCAAAACUACAUCAAUCAAGAUUAUUGGGAUAUCAUUAUACAUAUGAAGAAACCCAAUAGAAAAACUUUUCAGAUGAAUAUAACAAUGAUUCUUUAUAGGGAUAUACAUGACGUGCAGGUUAAAGGUCAGAUUUACAAAUUUGUAGACGGCAGUUACAAAGAAACUGCUCUCAAAUACGAUGGCGAUGCAUGCACUUUUCUAAAAACAAUUUGUGGGAAUAUGUUCCAAUUUAAUGCGAAUAAAGAUGUUUUUAAGAAUUUUAUAACAAAGUGUCCAUUGAAAAAGGGGAAGUAUUAUGUUUACAACGUUAAUGAGACCUUUGUUCGAGCUCCUUUUAUUCCAGUUUGGAGAGGAAAAAUUGAGUAUUCUUACUUCACGGACAACGCCUUGAUAUACAACUCGGACGCCUUUUUUGAAGUCAUUGAAAUCUCCAAGAAUUAAUUGAUUAAAUAAAUACAAAUAAAG